GUAACACCUACCUAACCUAUGCAGACAUCUGUCAUUUUCCAUAUACGGUCCAUUAUAGUAAUUAUUUCUCUUGCUACCUUUUUUUGCGUUUCGUGUAUAUAUGCGUUCAAGUCGCGAAAUCGGCUUUUUCCCCGAAAUCCCGAAAGGUUCCCCUUAUCACUGCCUUCGGUAGAAUAAGGGGUAGAACCACCAACAAGACACUACACCAAGCGUCCAAUUCCUUGAGGUGUAUCUAUAAUAGAGUUAACAGGACAAACUUUUACAAUUACGAAUUAUUGAUGCGGCAGUUCUCCAGAAUAAAACUGAGCAUUCGCUUUGACCAUGUCUCGAAAGAUUCACCCAGCAUCUCAGCCAGAUUGGAAUAAUCUUAGCAUUCUUCACAAGAACACCCUUCCUCCUCGAGCCAAUUUCUAUACGUAUAACACGGUGCAAGAUGCCCUGGCCUUUGACAGCACCAAAUCCAAUACCUAUUCGCUCUCAGGAACUUGGAAAUUCAAGUUUGCAGAAAAUCCAUUUGAGGGCCCGGAAGGAUUUGAGGACCCGACCUUCGAUACAACAGAAUGGGACAACAUACCUGUGCCUAGCAUGUGGCAACUGAACGGCUACGGAAAGGGGCCUCACUAUACUAAUGUCAAUUUCCCCAUUCCCGUUGACCCACCUAAUGUACCUUUUGAUAGGAAUGAGACCGGGUUCUACGUCAAGAAAUUCACGAUCUCCGAAAAACUUAGGAGCAUGCAGCUGAGGUUGAGGUUCGAGGGAGUCGAUUCUGCUUUCCACGUCUGGGUGAACGGAAAGGAGGUGGGGUAUCAUCAGGGGUCACGGAACCCGUCCGAGUUCGAUGUCACAGGUGUAAUCCACGAAGCGAGCGAAAAUACUGUCGCAGUUCAAGUCUAUCAAUACUGCGAUGGCACUUAUAUCGAGGAUCAGGACCAAUGGAGGAUGAGCGGGAUUUAUCGUGACGUUUACCUUCUUGGGUUUCCACCAGAGUCGCGUAUUGAAAACCUAUUCGUCCAGACAAAGCUAGACAGCCAGUAUAUCAAUGCGGAACUGAAAAUCCGGGUAGAUAUUACCGGGACCGGCGAACUCCAAGUCGACCUUUGGAAUCCAUCUAAGAGCAAGGUCAUUGCUACGAAGGCAAGACCCGUCUCUCAGGGAUAUCCUGAGUUCUCUCUCUCCCUACCGAAUCCUUCAAAAUGGACGGCAGAAACACCAACACUGUAUUACCUUGUUGUCUCUUUAAACAAUACGAGCUUCGUUGCUCAUCGUGUGGGAUUCCGACAGGUAGAAAUGAAGGACGGCUUAAUUAAAGUCAAUGGUCGCCGGAUCGUCCUUAGAGGUGCUAAUCGACACGAGCAUCAUCCUAUGUUUGGGCGUGCUGUACCGUAUGAAUUCAUGAAGCGGGAUCUGAUUCUUAUGAAAACCCACAAUAUCAAUGCGAUCCGAACCUGCCACCAACCAAGCGAUGUCCGCCUAUAUGAUCUAGCUGAUGAGUUAGGAUUCUGGGUCAUGGACGAGGCCGAUCUUGAAUGUCACGGCUUCGAGUCAAUUUGUGAUGCAGCGCUCUCUCCUGCGGAUAGGGCACUUCCAUUCCGGGAGCGACAACUCCUCACACGAAAGGAUGCUGCUCAGUGGACAACAGAUAAUCCUGCUUGGGAGCACGCCUAUGUGGACCGCGCGAAACAACUAGUUUACCGUGACCAACUUCAUCCCUCUGUUAUAAUAUGGUCUCUUGGAAACGAGGCUUUCUUUGGCCGGAAUUUCAAGCCCAUGUACAAUUGGAUCAAGUCAUAUGACGACAGCCGACCCAUACAUUAUGAAGCCGACAUAUAUGCUGAGACCAUGGACAUGUACUCAACCAUGUACCCACCGAUAGAAACCAUCGUCGAAUUUGCGAAGGACGAUUCUAAACGCAAGCCCCUUAUCCUAUGCGAGUUUAUUCAUGCGAUGGGCAACGGUCCAGGUAACAUUAAGGAGUAUAUCGACGCUUUUUACAGUCAUCAGAAACUUCAAGGCGGCUUUGUCUGGGAAUGGGCGAACCACGGUCUCCUUAAGAAAGAUGAGGAAUCCGGCGAUGAGUUCUAUGCCUAUGGUGGAGACUUUGGUGAUGAACCGAAUGACAGCAAUUUCAUUAUGGACGGGGUAUUGCACUCUGACCACACACCAGCCCCUGGAUUGGUUGAAUACAAAAAGGCGAUUGAGCCUGUCAAGGUCGUGUCCUACACAUCGCACACAGCCACGAUCAUCAAUAGAUAUGACUUCAUUACGCUUGAUCAUAUUGAAUGUACUUACGUUAUCUUAGACGAGGGCGAACCAACCGCUCAUACUGGCAAGAUCGAAAUCCCAUCUGGCAUACAACCUGGCCAAACCGCCGAAUUAGCACUCCCCCCUCGAUCCAGGAAUUCAACUGGAGAAGAAAUAUUACAAUUGAAUUUUUGCCAACGCGCCGCUACCCCGUCUCUUCCAGCUGGGUUUGAAAUCGCCUUCGAAGAGAUCCCGUUAAAUAACCCUUCCCUUCCCCCUUCCCUUCGGUUUCAGUCACCUGAAAACUUGACUAUUACUGAAACAUCGACUCUUUGGUCAAUUUCGAGCCCGGGUACAUCAUGGACUUUUUCGCCCGUCCACGGAAAACUACGAUCCUUCAGAAAGAAUCACACCGAGCUCCUAGCUGUGGGUCCAGAGUUCACCGCUUACCGGGCACCGACGGAUAACGACGCGCCUCAAGACGGGCGCGACUGGAAAAACAGGCUGUUGCACCUUGCUAAGUGCCAGACGCGUAGUUGCCGGCUGGAUACCGAACCAGACGGACACGCUGUCGUAAUCCGGGUGGAACAGCGAUUUUCUCCGCCUGUCCUUUCGUGGUCCGUUGAUCUCGACAUCACUUACACGUUCUUCGCAUCGGGUGCUCUCGCCAUACGCGUCAGGGGCAAGCCAAAGGGGUUGAACUUGCCACGCACGCUUCCGCGCAUAGGCAUCACCAUGCAGCUGCCAAGCGAGUGGGCCGGAGGAAAUAAGGAUGCGGCGGCCGUGACUUGGUAUGGACGCGGGCCGGGCGAGAGCUACAGGGACAAGAAGUUGUCGCAGCGCCUGGGCGUAUAUCAAGUCGCCCAGGUGUCCGAGCUCUGGACCGACUACGAGUACCCCCAAGAAGGCGGCAACAGGACGGACACGCGAUGGGUGAAUUUCACGCAUGUCAGUGGCGAAUCGCUCGCGGCUCGGUUUUCGGAUCUGAAUGACCCCGAUACGAAGCGGAAGCUGUUUGAUUUCAACGCUUCGCAUUACAGGGUGGCAGAUGUGGAGGCGGCGAAGCAUCCCUACGAGUUACGCAAGAAGAAGACGGAGAAUGUGGUCUUGAGACUUGAUGCGGCGCACCACGGAUUGGGAAGCGGCUCUUGUGGACCAAGUACGAGGGAUGAGUACCUGUUGUUGACAGAGGAUUUCGAGUUUGUUGUUGUGUUAUCUUAAAGCCUUGCUAAGGCCAUGACUUCUUAGAAGCGCAUCGCAACUGUUUCCACAAUUUAUAUCGCUUCCAUGUCUAUAUCGACAUGAAGAUACAAUGUAUGGAAAAAUAAAAAUAAAAAUAAACUGGGUUAUCGGUAUUGCUUGAACUUAGCUUGAACUCGAAGUAUUCAUACAACAGUAGACCAUUCAGCGAUUCCUCAUCCCUAAGCCGAUUGUG
Daldinia caldariorum is the source of this 3676-nucleotide messenger RNA. RefSeq names its product glycoside hydrolase family 2 protein. Gene Ontology annotation, molecular function: carbohydrate binding; beta-galactosidase activity. Lineage: Eukaryota; Fungi; Ascomycota; Sordariomycetes; Xylariales; Hypoxylaceae. The record is from RefSeq and is a predicted model, not a curated record. Gene Ontology annotation, cellular component: beta-galactosidase complex. The transcript is spliced from 5 exons. Gene Ontology annotation, biological process: lactose catabolic process. The coding region runs from base 322 to 3462 and encodes 1046 amino acids.